GUUCAGGAGGUUGUGGAAAGACUUUUACAUUAAAUGUUUUGAUUAAAAAAUUAUAUGCAAAAUAUGGCAAAACCCAAAUCGGUGUUACUUCAUCAACAGGUUUAUCUGCAUUAAAUAUAGGUGGUAUAACAUUACAUAGUUACACAAAUAUCGGUAUUAUGGAUAAAUCAUUUGAAGAAAUAAUUAAAUUUAUAAAAGAAAAUAAUUUUUAUUAUAAUAGAUGGAUAAAUACAAAGAUAUUAAUAAUUGAUGAGAUUUCUAUGAUAAAUUCAGAUACAUUUGAUUUCAUUGAUCAGAUUGCACGAGAAAUACGUAAAAAUAAAAAACCAUUUGGUGGAAUUCAAUUAGUAUUAUCAGGUGAUUUUUUACAGUUAAAACCUGUAAAGGGAAAUUAUGCAUUUGAAAGUAAAGUUUGGGAAUUGGUAGUUGAGAAAUAUGUUAUGUUGAAAACUCCAUAUCGACAAAAAGAUAAAUAUUUUAUUGAUGGUCUUAAUAAAAUGAGAUUUGGAGAAAUAGAUUCAGAAUUUUAUGAUUAUAUUAUUCGUUUAGCACGACCAAUUAAAUAUAAUGAUGGUGAAGAACCGACAAAACUUUUUGCAACAGUUAAUGAAGUUGAAAUAUGUAAUAGAAAUAAAUUAAAUGAUCUUUCUGGUAAAAAUUUAUUAUUCGAAGCAGAAGAAUGGUCUGUUGCUAAAAAUAAUAAUAGUAGAAAUCAAAAACCAACACAUGAAGAAUUGAUUGAAUGGUUAGAUAAAAGUACAUUAUCAGAAACAAGAAUAAAUUUAAAAAUCGGUGCACAA
Molecule: messenger RNA, 800 nt
Organism: Cetraspora pellucida
Lineage: Eukaryota; Fungi; Glomeromycota; Glomeromycetes; Diversisporales; Gigasporaceae
Source: the annotation of a GenBank genome assembly